This is a messenger RNA of Rhipicephalus sanguineus (brown dog tick), 888 nucleotides long. RefSeq lists its product as uncharacterized. Lineage: Eukaryota; Metazoa; Arthropoda; Arachnida; Ixodida; Ixodidae. Gene Ontology annotation, biological process: negative regulation of DNA-templated transcription. The transcript is spliced from 3 exons. Gene Ontology annotation, molecular function: DNA binding. The record is from RefSeq and is a predicted model, not a curated record. Bases 411 to 887 code for a protein of 158 amino acids.
AUGCAGGCAUGUUUUUCUAAUCACUUGUAAGUAUGCUUCUCCAUGCUGUCACAGCAUGGUGCUCAUAUUAAAGAACACCAGAUGGUCAAAAUUUCUUGAGCCCUCCACUGCGGCGUCCCCCGUAUCACAUCAUGGUUUUGAAAUGUGACACCCAACCUAUUAUUGUACUUUCAUAGCAUAUAUCUCAACUGCAUGCUCUAUUUUAUGUUAUUUGGCCUUGCACACCCUGGUCUCUCUUCAGUCUGAGACCUAGGAAGCUACUGUGACAAUUAAGGGUGCGAUUAACUUUCUUUUGCUGCAUACGUUUCUGCAUACACUCAUUUAUUGCAGAAAAAAACCUCGUUCUGUGCGAGGGCUGCAGCCGCAAGCUAGAACAACAAGUUGCGCCUUUGCCAUCACCAUGUGCUGCCAUGGUGCAGCUGCCACGCACCACCACCAUGCAGCCGCCGCGCACCGCUACCGUGCAGCCACUGCGCACCACCACAGCGACCCCGGGCAGCCCUGAAGUGGCCCACACAAAUGCGAGGGAGGCCGAUUACGUGCCCACUGACGGAGAGGUGCAUCUGGGCAAAGGGAUCACCAUUCCUGAGGGCCUGUACAGCCGCCUCAUGAGCACAAAAAGCGAAACCCGCUUUGUUCGUGAGGUGGCCAUUGCCAUUUAUUCAACGGCAGGCUUGGUUGGGCGGAGUGUAAUUGGAACAGCCUCUAACCAGACAAAGGGAGAGGCAAAACCUCCCUUGGAUAAAGAAAAAUACGCUGUGCUUUCUGAUUUCUUCAACCAUUUUUUGAAAAGCAAUUUUCCAAUUGGAGAGGUCGAGCAAAAGAAGAAGAUACUAAAUAAGGCGCUCGCAAACAAAAUUAACGAUUUGAUGAAAUCAAAAGAUUAAG